Myodes glareolus (Bank vole) is the source of this 1384-nucleotide messenger RNA. It is a transcript of the gene Dusp13a, whose product is annotated as dual specificity phosphatase 13A. Gene Ontology annotation, molecular function: protein tyrosine/serine/threonine phosphatase activity; MAP kinase phosphatase activity. Gene Ontology annotation, cellular component: cytoplasm. Gene Ontology annotation, biological process: protein dephosphorylation; negative regulation of MAPK cascade. The record is from RefSeq and is a predicted model, not a curated record. Lineage: Eukaryota; Metazoa; Chordata; Mammalia; Rodentia; Cricetidae.
AUGGACCUGGAAUUCUAGCCGCUUCACAGCAUCUGUGUUCUGGACGGAAUCUGCCUUAGGACUGUUCUACUCACAUGCAGAAUCCCGCCCCUGCACUCAGUCCCCCAUUCCUGGCCCCUGACCAUGCCCUAGGUAGGUGGCAGGCCACUCAGCCUGCCCUGAGAGGUCACAGUGGGGGAUGAGGGAAAAAGCCCGGUCCUCACUUCCUCCCAGCUCACCAUCCACCCGCUGGGUGAGCCUGGCCAAGCCAGUGGCCUCCUGGGUGCCUGUUUCUUUUUCCCGUCUUGGCACUGCCUACCAGAAGGAAAAGAUGCUGUACCCAGUCUGUACCUUCUCUAGUUACUCUUUGAGGGAACCAGGGGAAGUUGGCCAAGAUAGGUCCCCCUUCCCUCUAUGGCACCAGGCCCGGGUUCUGGUUCCUCUGACACCCCAGCUCUGCAGGGUCCCGGAUGGCCUGAGCCAGCUGACUCCAGACACAGUCCACCCCAUCCGGGUGAGGCCUGCACAGCUGCACUGGCCCGAGUCACGGGGGAUGGACUCACUGCAGAAGCAGGACCUUCGGAGGCCUAAGAUUCAUGGGGCGGUCCAGAUGUCCCCCUACCAGCCACCCACGCUGGCCUCACUGCAGCGAUUGCUGUGGCUCCGUCGGACCGCCACCACACUGACCCACAUCAAUGAAGUCUGGCCCAACCUUUUCUUGGGAGAUGCGUAUGCUGCCCGAGACAAGAGUCGUCUUAUCCAACUGGGCAUCACCCAUGUUGUGAACGUCGCUGCAGGCAAGUUUCAGGUGGACACCGGUGCCAAGUUUUACCGCGGAACACCUCUGGAGUACUAUGGCAUCGAGGCUGAUGAUAACCCCUUCUUUGACCUCAGUGUCUACUUUCUGCCUGUUGCUCGAUACAUCAGAGAUGCCCUCAAUACUCCCCGAAACCGCGUGCUGGUCCACUGCGCCAUGGGGGUAAGCCGCUCGGCCACAGUUGUCCUGGCCUUCCUCAUGAUCUGCGAGAACAUGACGCUGGUCGAUGCCAUCCAGACGGUGCAGGCCCACCGAGAUAUCUGCCCCAACUCGGGCUUUCUCCGACAACUCCAGGUUCUGGACAACAGGCUGAGGCGGGAAUCAGGGCGACUCUGACUCAGGGGGCGCCUGAAGCCCUGACCCCUCCAUCCAGCGUGGUCCAACCUGACAUGCCUGGCCCUGGGGAAGAGAGUCUCUGCUGUUUCCAGAGCCCCUGACGUGUUACCAGCAAGUCAGGGCUCCACUGAGGCAGAGGCAGGGCGGGCUGGGUGGCACUUUCAGCAGGUGGAGUCCCUGACCCAAUACAGAAAUUCUUUAUGCUGAAGAAAAUUCAGUCUGUCUCUAUAAUAAAAGGUUCAUCAUAAUAAA